CAGCUGCUUCAGUGGUAGAAAGCUGUAUUGGAAGUCAAAUCUGUUCAAUUCGUUUACACUCGCUCAAAUUAUGAAAGUUUCCAUUUUUCUGGUAACGUUUUCGCUCGCCGUUUUCUGCAUUAGCGCAUAUGCAUUCAACACUGAAGAACAUGUGAAACGUUUCUUUCGUCCCGAGCACCGACACCUUUUACCCGAGACAACGAGCCUACAACUCCUGGAUGAACCUCGCCGAGCUCUGCUGCCACAGCAUGACGAGUCUACCCAAUGCUUAGCUGCCUGUGAGAAAAACUGUGAAAAAAUCGAAGUAGAGGAUUUUUUGACGAAGGCCGAGAACUUCCGAAAAUUUGAGUUCGACGACGUUGCGGCGGACUGUGUUUUGGCAUCCACUGUUGUGUUCGCUAAGCCUCCGUACAAGUGUGACUGGCUUGAGCUGUACCAGUUUGACUGCUGUCGGGCCUGCAAUGCACAAUUCGAAGAGUGUAAUAAAGAUGUGCGCAGAAUUCCCGGUGGACCAGAAUUCUGCUAUAGGAAGCAAUAUAAGUGCCAGUGCGACUGCCUCAAUAAACACAGGCCCGUAGAAAAUUCAGAACAGAUCAAGCCCUAGUGAGCGACGAUCAGGGGCUUUUAUCUGGAAUGAAAUCUUUUUAGUUAGUGGAAGGGCUUGCCCUUGAUACGCUAUGGAAUUUGAUUUCCAGCAACUUGUGUCAUUUUGUAUAAUUCUCAUGUGUAGUGCGUUACUGUAGUCUCCAAAACUUUAGAAGGCUUGUGCAAACUGUUUAAUUAUGGAACGAAAUAAAUGUUUAAAUGUAUCA
Pocillopora verrucosa is the source of this 812-nucleotide messenger RNA. RefSeq lists its product as uncharacterized. NCBI's taxonomy places the organism in Eukaryota, Metazoa, Cnidaria, Anthozoa, Scleractinia, Pocilloporidae. The record is from RefSeq and is a predicted model, not a curated record.